GACUUGGUUUGAAGAGCCUGAACCUAGUAAGAAUGGACUCUGUUGUAUUGGAUGAGAAGAGCGCGAGACAAUAUUUGGACAGAAGAUUGCAGGAAAAUGAUGUGAAAGGGGCCAUAGAAUUUGCUAUAAAGGGGCAGGAUAGGUUUCCAAAGCUCAAGAAACUUUUGCACUUUCUAGGCAACAUUGUUGUGCAAGUCUCUACUGAUGACGAGGAGAUAGACUGGUACAGUGUCCUAGGUGUGGACCCUUCUUCUGAUAUUAAGACAAUAAAGCAACAUUAUGUGAAACUGGCUAAGGAUAACAAGCUCAAGUCGCGGGAAGUGCAUAAACUUCUUAAUAGAGCGUGGAAUACCUUGUCAAACAAAUUCACCAGAGGAGAUUACGAUGCCAGGAGAAGUUCAAGACAAAUCCAACAGAACGCCUCUGUUGUGAAGCAGGCAAGCUCAUCUAAACAGUUACCUCAGCCUGAACCUGUUUUCGAUGAUGCUACAGGAGAUAACAUAAGUGGUCUAAAGCCACUUCCAUCAGCAACAGAAGCAAUUCAGCCGGUACCUGGUCUAAAUAAUAUCCGUGGAAAUAAUGGAGAGGACUUAACAUCAAUUUCUGCAGCUACAAACUCAAUACAGCCGACGCCUGAUGUGGACAAUGUACUGAAAAAUAAAGAAUGUGUACCGAGGUCAGUUUCCACAGUUACACCGUUAGUCCAGCAGGCUUCAGGUAUCCAAACUGUAUCAGGAAAUAAUGGAAGAUGCUUAAUCCAGCUGGCGCCUAGUGUGAACAAAGUAUUGGGAAAAAAAGAAACUGGCACAAUGAUAGUUUCCUCCGCUAAGCAAUCAACUCAGCCAGUGCCUGGUAUGUACAGUGUGUCGGGUAAUAUAGGAAUUGGCCCAAGGUUAAAUAUCUCAGCUGUGAAACCGUUUCAGCCGGAUCCUGAUAUGUCCAACGUUUCAGGAUAUAGUAGAAGUGGCUCAAGUAAAGUCUCCUCAGCAAGACCAUCAAUUCAGCCAGCUCCCAGUAAGUAUGAUAUGAAAAAACUUUUAACGGAGAAGGCUAGGAAUGUGAUUCUCAACAAGCUCCAUGAACUCAAUGCUGCUGCUAGGGAUAAAAAUGAACACAACCCUGCAGAUGCUAUAGAUGACGCAGCUACAGAAGGUCCUAACGACGAUGUAUUGAAGACUAUGGAGGUUCCAGAUUCAGAUUUUCAUGACUUUGACAAUGAUAGAACCAAAGAAUCAUUUGCUGAGAACCAAGUCUGGGCAGUUUAUGACGAAGAUGAUGGAAUGCCCCGACUAUAUGCUCUCAUCCGAAAAGCAUCAAAGAGGUCAUCUAAGCUGCAAGUCAGCUGGCUCAACUCUGCAGGCAACAUGGAGGCGGAAUUAUUAAAAUGGAUCAAUUCUGGAUUUCACAAAACCUGCGGAGACUUCUGUAUCCAGAAGAAACAGAUCAGUAUUAAAUUAAACUCAUUCUCUCACAGAGUCACAGGAUGGACGAAAAAAGCAAAUGUAUUUCAGAUCUUCCCAAAGAAAGGCGACGUGUGGGCGCUCUACAAGAACUGGUCUCCUGAAUGGAAUAAGCACACAACAGAGGAAGAAAAGCACAAAUAUGAUAUGGUGGAAGUACUUGCAGAUUACGACGAAAGUAAAGGAGUGACAAUUGUUCCUCUGGUGAAAGUUUCUGGAUUUAAGGCUGUGUUUUGCAAGAAUUCGGAUGAGAAAGAAGUGAGGGUGGUACCCAAAGGAGAGAUAUUUCGAUUUUCCCAUAAGAUAAGUUCUUACCUGCUUACGGACCAAGAAGCUACAAAUCUUCCAAACGGUUCCCAGGAGCUCGAUCCUGCAGCUUUGCCAUUAGAGCUUCUCCAAGUCCUACAUUAACUAUGUGCAAAUGUAUGUUGGUGUAUAUGAUAUUCUUUCUGCUCAUCGUCACAGCAAACUUAAGGUUUGUUCUUCAACAAUGCUGGUAAACAACAAUCUGCGAGAGUCCCUUAUAUUAUAGAUAAAAUGCUAUUGUAGUUUUUCAUGUUAGUCAAUUUA
This is a messenger RNA of Daucus carota subsp. sativus, 2030 nucleotides long. RefSeq lists its product as uncharacterized. NCBI's taxonomy places the organism in Eukaryota, Viridiplantae, Streptophyta, Magnoliopsida, Apiales, Apiaceae. The record is from RefSeq and is a predicted model, not a curated record. The coding region runs from base 33 to 1871 and encodes 612 amino acids. The transcript has a single exon.